This is a messenger RNA of Aspergillus udagawae, 387 nucleotides long. RefSeq lists its product as uncharacterized. The transcript is spliced from 3 exons. The record is from RefSeq and is a predicted model, not a curated record. The coding region runs from base 1 to 387 and encodes 128 amino acids. Lineage: Eukaryota; Fungi; Ascomycota; Eurotiomycetes; Eurotiales; Aspergillaceae.
AUGCCCACAGGAACCCAAAAAUCCGGUAGCUCAUACUCCGGCGGUGGCCAGUCAAGCGUCGGCCAGCCCUCCGUGUACGAGGCUGGCGACCAGCGCAACGAGCCCCAGUCUGCCAUUAACCAGCGGGAACGGUACCAUGAGGGCCAGAAGGGAAGCCACAGAAACUUGGAUUCGAAGGAUGAACGCUCGAUUGCCAAUAAGCUCGCUUCGGCGGAACAGCACCCCAACCGUAACAAGCCGUACGAUCCUGAGGCAGAGUUGAGCAAGAAGGAUCCCACUGCUCCGGCGACUCUGCACGGCUUUGAGCCCUCGAAGGGAGCCAAGAUCGACAAGGAGCUGCAGGAGGACGAUGAGCAGCGGUUGAGGGAGAAGGGAAUCAAGAAAUAA